UAUGUUUACGGUCAGCAGCUGGACCAACUACGUCUGUUUAAUUUGUCAACGAUGAUGACCUCGAGAAGGAGUCCGCAGUAGAUUCUCUGCCGUCCAGAUACUUAUAAAGGAGCGAAAAUGGCGGAAAUAAGGACUAAGGAUAUAGAGGAACUCCUCACGUUUUUCGGGAAGAACACAUACAGAGCAAGAGAAAGUAGUGCCACGACAGAGCAGAUAAUAAAGAAGUGCCUGGAGUUAUGGAAGUUAGAUUACAAAUGCAUGGUCGUGCCCAACGUUGGAGGAGAGCUCUGCAAUAGCUACCCAAACCGUCUCUUCAUACCAGAGUGUGAGUUAGGUCCAGAAGGGUUAGAGCCACCAGAGCUUCUGUGUCCUCUCACCCUAACAACACCCUCGCCACUCAAUCUGGCCUCGCCUUCUAUGGUUCCUGGAGGCAGUGCUCCUUCAUUUUCUUCUGUUGUAUUAGGAGCCACUUCUGCAUCGGUCUCAGUUAAUGGUCAUCCCGGGAGCUCACCCUCGCUAAGGAAAGGGUCACUGCCUGAGGGCAGCAAGAGUGUGGGAGAAGGGACAGCAGAAAACCAGAGUGAUGGUUCAAGACUACGGGAGUACAUUCUAAAAGCAAAAUUUGCCCGUUGUCGUGCAAGAUUUCCAAUCCCUGUAAUACUAUACAAAGGCAAUUAUAUAUGCAGGUCUGCAACAUUGUCAGGGGGCCCUGAGAUGUACGGUCGCUCAGGGAUAGAAUACUUAUUUGCUGCCUCCUCAAGCAAGGCUGAUGAAGAUGAAGAUGAUGAAGAGGUGACCCAAACAAAUAGCGACUGGCAGUUGUUUGAUCGAGUGAGAUCACAAGACAUUAGGCUGCUAAAAGCUUGCAAUGUGGGUGUCAUUGUUGACCUUAUGGUAGAGAAGAAGAAAGUCAAAUUUGGGAUGUAGUAAGUAAUGAUACUUUUA
Messenger RNA from Penaeus vannamei (Pacific white shrimp), 945 nucleotides. NCBI's taxonomy places the organism in Eukaryota, Metazoa, Arthropoda, Malacostraca, Decapoda, Penaeidae. The record is from RefSeq and is a predicted model, not a curated record.